CCCUGGACGCUGACGACGCCGAAGCCCUCUAUUCACCCAUGUCUCGCGCAGCCAUCCUCUUCGCGCUCGUCGCAACCUCCACCACGGCCGCUCCGACCGUCAACGCGCCGGAUGAGAAGGGCUUCUCCUUUGGCUCAGGCAAUAGCAUCGGCGUUGGCGUAAACGUCUUCACGAUAUCGACCAGCGCCUUCAUCGACGCGUGCUGUGACGUCGAGCCUUUUGCGCGCUCCAUCGUUGGCAAACAGCUGUGCGGCUGUGAUGCAAACAGCUGCGAACAAACGGCUCGCCACGCCAUCAACAUCCUCUCCAACAACGAGCUCGGCGUGGAGACCAACGUAUUCGCCAUCUGGUGGUCCAAGGUCGUGUGCGCCGUGAGGCCUGGAUCGAACGACUGCGAGACGGCUGCAGAGGACGCGGUGACGGCGACGGCGGCGGACAGUGGCCAGAUCACCUUCAACUUCCUCUCCAACAACAAGCUCGGCAUCGGAGCCAACGUCUUCACGGCCGCGGUCGAGUCCUUUGUGCAAGCCUGCUGCGACGCCGGUCUCUGCCCCGAGGAGUCGCCCUCAGUGCCGCCGCCGUCGCCACCGCCGGCGGGAGAGGCGCCGUACGACCCUCCGUAGGGCCCCUUUCUGCCCGCAGCGCUGCCAGCGGGGGCGGACUACGGGCAUCGCUUAUUACUCCGUGCUGAAGAAGCUCCCACAGCAGUGUCGCUGCGAUACUGUGUCCCAGCACACCGUGGCGCCGGUCACAAGCGCGCGGCGCUCAGAACAGACGACUCUCUACUGUAUAUUAGAUCGUCGGUGUUCACUAUCAGAGCCCCCCGGGCCCCGGCGCGCACGGCCGCACGCGCGACGAUGUGUCAUUUAAGUUUCUGCAUCACCGUCAAUUACGUAC
This is a messenger RNA of Emiliania huxleyi CCMP1516, 897 nucleotides long. RefSeq lists its product as hypothetical. The transcript is spliced from 4 exons. The record is from RefSeq and is a predicted model, not a curated record. Bases 39 to 623 code for a protein of 194 amino acids. Lineage: Eukaryota; Haptophyta; Isochrysidales; Noelaerhabdaceae.